AUGUUUCCAGCGUUCUGCAGGUCUUCAGCCGCUCUACGCGUGAAAUACGGCACGAGCGUGCUGGCUAACUCUAGGCUGGCGUCGACUCUGGUUUUCUUAGAGUCGAGCAAAGAUGGAAAAAUAGCCCAAUCUUCUAUGAGUGCUUUAACAGCUGCUGCACAAUUGGGUUUCCCAAUUGCGGCCCUUUUGGCUGGUUCUUCUGCCAGCAAAGCUGCCGAAGAACUCAAAAAGACUGGAGGGUCAGCACUUUUGCAACAGAUCUAUGUAGCCAACAACGAAGCAUACGAUCACUACUUUGCAGAAAAUGUGACACCUCUGGCUUUGGAACUACUGAAAGAACCUGAAUACACACAUUUCGUAGUGGCGAGCUCUGCAGUAGGGAAGAGCAUCCUUCCCAGAAUGGGAGCUUUGCUAGAUUUCCAGCCGAUCUGCGACAUCACCAAAAUUGUGGACUCUGCCACUUUCGUGCGCCCCAUCUACGCUGGCAACGCUUUGGCCACUGUCAAGUGUUUGCAAGAUAAAAAGCUCAUCAGUAUCAGAGCAUCGUCUUUCCCUGCCGCUGCUGCCAGCGAAGCUACCAACGCCGCCAUUUCAGAGGCACCACAGUCUUCUCAGGUGUCAGAGCUGACAGUCAAGUGGGAAGGAGAAAAUUUGGUGAAAAGUGCCAGACCUGACCUGGGUUCAGCCUCCAAGGUCAUCUCCGGUGGCCGUGGUCUGAAAAACAAAGAGACUUUCGACAACCUUGUCACACCACUUGCGGACUCUCUCGGCGCUGCCAUUGGUGCCACAAGAGCUGCUGUCGAUUCCGGAUUCUGUGACAACUCCUUGCAAAUUGGCCAGACUGGGAAGGUCGUCGCUCCCGAUUUGUACAUAGGACUGGGCAUCUCAGGCGCCAUUCAGCAUUUGGCUGGUAUGAAAGACUCCAAAGUCAUCGUUGCCAUCAACAACGAUCAAGAAGCACCAAUAUUCCAAGUGGCUGACUACGGUUUGGUCGGGGACCUAAAUGAGAUUGUUCCCGAACUAACCGAAAAGUUAAGUCAGAACAAAUAA
Lachancea meyersii CBS 8951 is the source of this 1050-nucleotide messenger RNA. NCBI's taxonomy places the organism in Eukaryota, Fungi, Ascomycota, Saccharomycetes, Saccharomycetales, Saccharomycetaceae. The record is from the annotation of a GenBank genome assembly.